Molecule: messenger RNA, 2801 nt
Organism: Gadus macrocephalus (Pacific cod)
Lineage: Eukaryota; Metazoa; Chordata; Actinopteri; Gadiformes; Gadidae
Product: lithostathine-1-beta-like
Exons: 4
Coding region: 311-847 (178 amino acids)
Source: RefSeq, a predicted model, not a curated record
GGUGUGUACCGGGUGUCAGAGAUCCAGGUCACUAAUAGGAAUGUAGAUAUGGAGUGGUUGGAUGGCACUGAAAUACACAUCGGGAAUUCACUGGGGAACAACGGCAACGACAACCCAAGGUGAUUCACUGGUGUCACCGACACCUACCCUACUUCCACCAAACAUACUGUUUGACUCCAAGCCCAAAUAUUCCUGGUUUGAUCCCUAAUGACCUAGACGCUCUUUUAAGUGCUUCCUGGCUCUUCUCCUCAGGUGUGCCAUCAUCAACCAUGACCCAGGCUGCUUGACUCAGACUGUCAAAUGUUGGGGCAUGGAAGGACGAUUUAUCAACUUCUACAAGUCCUCUGAUCAAGCAGGCUACCUGCAGUUGUGUGAGGUCAAAGUGUACGGAGAGCCGGCUGCACCCUCCAUGAGCCUUCAGGAGAUGGGGAGGAACAUCACUCUGGUGAGGACGCGGCUGUGCUGGUCAGACGCCCUGCUCUACUGCAGAGACUCUCACUGGGACCUGCUGAGCCUCAUGGGCCCAGAAGACCAGGAGAUGGUUGAUGAGCUGGUGGCUCGCACCCCCUUCCCACUAACCAGCCACCUCUGGGUGGGCCUGCGCAGGUCCCUUUCAGGAAGCUCCUGGUUCUGGAUGUCCGGUGACCCGAUGAACUUCACCCAAUGGGACGAGGGCUCACACCAUCCCAGCCCCUGUGGGGGCGUGUCCAGUGUGGAACCUUUCACAUGGAGGCAACGCUCCUGUGAAGAACAUCUUAACUUCAUCUGUUUCACAGAUCCGACAGAAGGAUCGAAGAAGUUGCACUUCUACAGUUCCACAAGAGAGAAUCAAAUUCGCUGCACCUAACUUGGCCUCACUGGAGAUUCAAGCUGCUGAUUCCGAAGAAGUCCUAAGUUCCUGAAUGCUGUACCUCAGAGUGUGUCUUUGGUAGCUAGCUUGUUCCUCAUCCACAUUUUGUGCUAGAGCGGCAUAUAGAAUACAUUUACUUUAGUAUAUGAUCAUAUUCAUAUCAUAAUCAUAUAAUUCAUAUAUUUAUAUUCUCUUUAUAAUCGAUGAACUUAUUUUUGAUCAGAGGUAGUCUCAUGCAUCUAUCCUUUGAUUUGCAAUAUGGAGAUUGUGUGUUCAAGAUGGAAUCAAAAGACUAGAAAAAUAAUCUGUGGGCCUUUAGCUCUCUGUCUGGUUUAGCUGACUCAGAAACUGUAUCCAAACGGUAGGGUUUUAUCUAGGGAUGUGUUUUUUAAUAAUGUUAACUCUUUUUCUAUAGAUGUGAAUGUGCAGUUUUGUUUUUUUUGCAUAUAAAUGUAAAGUAGCUAAAGUUUGCUUCGUACUGUGAUCCUAAUAUCAGUUACCCGGAGACUAAUUUGACUGUAUAAAUAAAUGACCGCUGUGGGUAGCCCAUCCAGACAGCCCUGCAACACACGGCCAGUCAAGGCAGCAGCUCAGGCCUCUGGUCUCCAGCAUGGAGGGGGGGAGGUGGCUUAGAGGUCACAUUGGGCUGGUGUGGGGACAGUGGGGCUGUUUUGGGGGGUCUACAUUUUCCUAUUAUUGGGGGCCAAGCAGCGAAGCUGCGAGACAACCAUUGUUAUUCUACGUUUUCCUAUUAUUAUCGCUCACAGCUAUUUCGGGGUCGCUGGCUCAAGAGCUCUAGCGCCACCAACAGGUGCAAGUUGUACAUGCAUUCAUGUUUAUAACUUUUGACCCAUUCAUCCAAUAUUCACAAACAAGGUAUCAUUGGAAUCCUUUGGCCAAAUGUUGUCCAAUCAUCUCGAAACUUGGCACAGAUGAUCUUCAGGCCAUGCUUGAGAAAAAUCAUCGAAUGGAUUUUUCAAAUUGAAAAUGUAUUGAAAAAUUUGACCGCAAAGCCACCAAACAUUGACAUAUCAUAACCAAACAUGGUACAUAGACCCAUGACAUCAUCAUGGGGACACUCAACGAAUUGGGUGACCUUUGACCUAUCGGGGGCGCUGUAAUUAAUGAAGAUGUGUUUUAAGAUGUGUUUUAACCAACUUAUUUUCACUGUCUGGUCAUACUGUCAGACCUCUUCAUUUGGCUAAUAAAUUAUUUCUAAUGGAAACAUAAGAAUUUGGCCACCAUGUUGAAAGUUGUGAAAUUCAAUAGUACAUAUCCACAGGCAACAAAUUCUGUCCAAUCUUCAUGAAGCAUACAAUAAAUGAUCUUCGGACAAAGCUGAAAAAAUUUGUUAAACGGCUUUUUCAAAUUCAAAUCCGUUUGGCCGUGACAGCCAAUCAACCUUGACGGCGAAGCUGCCGAACAGGAAGUAAGCCUGUUCUCAGCAACUCUUUUACAUAUCAUAGCCAAACUUGGUACAUAGACUCAUGACAUCAUUCUUGGGACACCCAAACAAUUUGGUGGCCUUUGACGUCAGGGGGACGUCAAACAGGAAGUGAGCUUAUAUCUCUGCAAGGCCUACAUGUAUCCAAACCAAACUUGGCUCAUAGUCUUAUGCACACCUAUCCUGAUGAUGCCCGAAUAAUUUGGCAUCAUCAACGCCUAGGGGGGCGUUGUUAGCAGCAACUCUAUUCCGACCCUUAGAAAGCAACUUCAAUGUAUUUUCCUUGUGAAAACCAUUUGCCAAUAUCUUUCAUUGUAGGUGAAAUUACUGAGUCAUCAUGUAGCCACCUGACCGAUUAUGUCUGUGCAGAAAAAUUUGUUUAUGGAGUCCUAUUCUGCUUGCCCACCACAUUGCUGCUCGCAGCUAUAUUAUGGGGUCAAGCAGCGAAGUUGCGAGACAAUCAUUGUUAUUCUACGUAUUCCUAUUAUUAUUUUCCUGCCAUGGGAG